UUGUUACAGACAUUCAGCACACCGAAUCAUCAUCCACGUAGUCAGCCGUUCUUCGAUCAUGUGUUCUCCUUCUCCGUAACUCCAGAUCUCAAGAUAUGGUUCAGAAAUUUCCAAAUAGUUGAUGAGUCAUUGCAGUUGCAAGAAAUUGGACCCAGAUUUGUUUUGGAAACGAUAAGGAUAUUUUCUGGAUCGUUUGAUGGCGCUGUCCUUUAUGAUAAUCCUGAUUAUGAAAGCCCGAAUGCUAAGAGAAGGGCGAUUAAAUUGGCAAGCAAAGGAAAAUAUAUAGAGAAGGAGCUACAUAAGAAGGCGAAUUUAGUAAAAGCCCAACAGAUCAAGGAAGUUAUAGCUGAGAAGAUGGAGGAUCCAGUUGGAGAGAUCUUUGAUGUCAAAGAAGAGCCAGAAACAGAAGAAGCCCAGAAAAUCCUAGCAAAGAUAGAUAAGAAGAAAAAGAAGAAGAAAACUUUCAAGAAACCCAAGUACACAGGACCGGAAGCUGCCUAA
Messenger RNA from Cylicostephanus goldi, 501 nucleotides. NCBI's taxonomy places the organism in Eukaryota, Metazoa, Nematoda, Chromadorea, Rhabditida, Strongylidae. The record is from the annotation of a GenBank genome assembly.